Messenger RNA from Caretta caretta (loggerhead turtle), 2454 nucleotides. RefSeq names its product delta like canonical Notch ligand 3 (gene DLL3). NCBI's taxonomy places the organism in Eukaryota, Metazoa, Chordata, Testudines, Cheloniidae. Gene Ontology annotation, molecular function: calcium ion binding. The record is from RefSeq and is a predicted model, not a curated record. Gene Ontology annotation, biological process: multicellular organism development; Notch signaling pathway; cell communication. Gene Ontology annotation, cellular component: membrane.
UCUGCCUUCCCCGCAGCCUCGGCGGGCUCCUCCAGCGUCCCUCCGCCGGCUCUGGGCUCCGCCGGGCGGGCACCCGCGACCCCCGCCUCCCGCGACCCCCACCUCCCGCGGCCCCCACCUCCCGCGGCCUGCUCCAGCGCGCACCGAGCCCUGCCCAGGGCGCACCGGCUCCCGGCGCGCUCCCCCUUGGACUAAGCUGCGGCUUCAGGGACUUCGCCCCCCAGGGCCACCCGCCUCCUCGCCCCAUGGCGACCCUGCUCCUCGCCGGCUUCCUGGCCCUGCUCUGCGCACAGCUGGCCCAGCCGGCUGGGGUGUUUGAGCUUCAGGUGCACUGGUUCCGCAUCAGCGCCCCCAGCCUGUGCCCCGGCACCAGGCCCUGCUGCCUUUUCUUCCGCGUCUGCCUCAAGCACGCCCAGGCUGUCGUGUCCCCCGAGCCCCCCUGCACCUUCGGGGCCGCCCUGAGCGACAUGGUCCCUGCCGACCGCAACGCUGUGGCCACCAGCGCACCCAUCCGCGUGCCCUUCCACUUCAAGUGGCCGGGCACCUUCUCCCUCAUCAUCGAGACGUGGAGAGCCGAAGCGGGCGAGCCGUCCACAGAGGACGCCCAGAACCUGAUCAGCCGCCUGGCCACGCGGCGCCGGCUGGCGGUGGGCGAGGACUGGUCCCAGGACGUGCAGCUGGGCGAGCAGAGCGAGCUGCGCUAUUCCUACCAUGUGCUGUGCGACGAGCACUACUAUGGCGAGGGCUGCUCCGACUACUGCCGCCCCCGCGACGACGCCUUCGGGCACUACGCCUGCGACGAGCUGGGCGCCCGCAUCUGCCUGCCCGGCUGGAGGGGGGAGUACUGCUCCGAGGCCGUCUGCCUGGCGGGCUGCAGCGAGGGGCACGGCUACUGCGAGCGGCCCGGGGAGUGCAAAUGCCGGAUCGGCUGGCAGGGGGGCCUGUGCGACGAGUGCGUCCGCUACCCGGGCUGCCUGCACGGCACCUGCAGCCAGCCCUGGCAGUGCAACUGCCGGGAGGGCUGGGGCGGCCUCUUCUGCAACCAGGACCUGAACUACUGCACCAAUCACCGGCCCUGCCGGAACGGGGCCACCUGCACCAACACGGGCCAGGGCAGCUACACCUGCAGCUGCCGGGCCGGCUUCACGGGCGCCGGCUGCGAGAUCGAGACCAACGAGUGCGACAGCAACCCCUGCAAGAGCGGCGGCAGCUGUGACGAUCUGGAGAAUGACUACAAGUGCACCUGCCCCCAGGGCUUCUACGGGAAGAACUGCGAGAUCAGCGCCAUGACCUGUGCCGACGGGCCCUGCUUCAGCGGAGGCACCUGCGCCGAGAAGCCCACAGGCGGCUACACCUGCCACUGCCCUCUGGGCUACCACGGCUCCAACUGUGAGAAGAAGAUCGACCGGUGCACCAAUAACCCCUGUCUGAACAGUGGCCUCUGCCUGGACGUGGGCCGCCGGGUGCUCUGCAAGUGCCGGCCCGGCUUCGCCGGCACCCGCUGCGAGCGCAACAUUGACGACUGCGCCUGCAACCCCUGCGUCAACGGCGGCACCUGCCUGGACGGGGCCAACAGCUACACCUGCUCCUGCACCCUGGGCUACGGCGGCAAGGACUGCAGCGUGCGUGUGGACGCCUGCAGCUCCAGCCCCUGCCUCAACAGCGGCACCUGCUACACCCACUUCUCCGGCCACGUCUGCGAGUGCUCCGCCGGCUACAUGGGCCCCAGCUGCGAGUUCAAGGUGCAGAGCCCCACCCCGGCCAGCAGCCGGCGGCUGGCGGUCAACGACCCCUUCCCGAUGGCCCUGGCCGUCUCCUUCGCCCUGGGGCUGGUGACCCUGGCCCUGGGGGCGUGCGCAGCCCUGGCGGUGCUGCGGCAGAUGAGGCAGGGCCGCAAGGUGGUGAAGGGCACCGUGCGGAAUGACCUGGACACCAUCAACAACCUGAAGGAGAGGGAAGGGUUCCUCGUUGCACCCGGGCGGUUCAAGGUGCCCAACAAAGAGCCCAAGUUUGGCAGUGACGGCCUCCGGGACAAGUUCAACUGCAAGCGGAAGCUGCUGGAUCUCAGCGGGGACGCCGCCUGCAAGAAGAAGCCGGAGAAUAAGAAAUCGGAGCCGAUCUUCUCCCGUGCCCCUGCUGGGUACCCCAAAGACGGCCCCUAUCGCCCUAUUUAUAUUAUCCCGGACCAGACAGAGCCGUGCAUCUUUGCCACCGAGGUUUAAGAGUGGCCCCCUGACCUCGGACCUGUGGCUCCGUGUCCCCCCCCGGCCCGCCCCGCUAAAGAAUGUUUACAGAGAUGCCUCCUCGGACGCCUGGAUCAGCAGCGGACGACGUACUGUUAUUUUUUAAUCUAUAGAUGAUAAAUAUCGACUCCUGUUUGUUUUCUAAAGAGAAAAAUAUUUAAUAUUUAUUCUUGCUGCUAUGUGAGUUGGGGGGUGGGAGGGGACCAAAGGA